Messenger RNA from Cynocephalus volans (Philippine flying lemur), 1316 nucleotides. It is a transcript of the gene MEOX2, whose product is annotated as mesenchyme homeobox 2. Gene Ontology annotation, cellular component: nucleus. NCBI's taxonomy places the organism in Eukaryota, Metazoa, Chordata, Mammalia, Dermoptera, Cynocephalidae. Gene Ontology annotation, biological process: somite development; positive regulation of transcription by RNA polymerase II. Gene Ontology annotation, molecular function: DNA-binding transcription factor activity, RNA polymerase II-specific; RNA polymerase II cis-regulatory region sequence-specific DNA binding. Bases 13 to 924 code for a protein of 303 amino acids. The record is from RefSeq and is a predicted model, not a curated record. The transcript has 3 exons.
GACUUGCAUGCUAUGGAACACCCGCUCUUUGGCUGCCUGCGCAGCCCUCACGCCACCGCACAAGGCUUGCACCCGUUUUCCCAGUCCUCUCUCGCCCUCCAUGGAAGAUCUGACCAUAUGUCCUACCCCGAGCUCUCUACUUCUUCCUCCUCUUGCAUAAUCGCAGGAUACCCCAACGAGGAGGGCAUGUUUGCCAGCCAGCAUCACAGAGGACACCACCAUCACCACCAUCACCACCACCACCACCACCAGCAGCAGCAGCACCAGGCUCUGCAAACCAACUGGCACCUCCCGCAGAUGUCCUCCCCACCGAGUGCGGCUCGGCACAGCCUCUGCCUCCAGCCCGACUCAGGAGGGCCCCCAGAGCUGGGGAGCAGCCCGCCGGUCCUGUGUUCCAACUCUUCCAGCUUGGGAUCCAGCACUCCGACUGGGGCCGCGUGCGCGCCGGGGGACUACGGCCGCCAGGCGCUGUCACCCGUGGAGGCGGAGAAGAGAAGUGGAGGCAAGAGGAAAAGCGACAGCUCAGACUCCCAGGAAGGAAAUUACAAGUCAGAAGUCAAUAGCAAACCCAGGAAGGAAAGAACAGCUUUUACCAAAGAGCAAAUCAGAGAACUUGAAGCAGAAUUUGCUCAUCAUAAUUAUCUGACCAGACUGAGGCGAUACGAGAUCGCAGUGAAUCUAGAUCUCACUGAGAGACAGGUGAAAGUCUGGUUCCAGAACAGGCGAAUGAAGUGGAAGAGGGUAAAAGGAGGACAGCAAGGAGCUGCAGCUCGAGAAAAGGAACUGGUGAACGUGAAAAAAGGAACACUCCUCCCGUCAGAGCUUUCAGGAAUUGGUGCAGCCACCCUCCAGCAAACAGGGGACUCUCUAGCAAAUGAAGACAGUCACGACAGUGACCACAGCUCAGAGCAUGCGCACUUAUGAUAUACACAGAGAGGACCAAGCUCCAUUCUCAGGAAAGAAAUGUUGUGAUGGCAAGCCUUACCCAAACAUCGUUUACACAGAGAGAUGACUAUGGCAGUGAUUUUUAUUAUUAUUAAAUUCAGACAUCUUGAGUCUGUUUUUCAUGAUUGAUAGAGAUUUAACACUAAGUGCCACAUGUUAAAGAUGCUUCCACAGUGAAGAUGGAGAAGGUGAAGUUGCUUUGAAUAUUCCAGAUGUGUUUGGUCGUGUAUAUGGCAGUGAGCAGGUAUGUGUUUGCUUUUGCUUGCACUGAAAAUUAAAUUGCUAUCAAGAGCAAACUACAAAACAUUUUUAUUCAAGAUGUCUCCAGAGUGAAGUUACCAAAGAUGAACUUGCUUUGAACAUUCCAGAUG